Messenger RNA from Pseudomyrmex gracilis, 840 nucleotides. RefSeq names its product 40S ribosomal protein S3 (gene RpS3). Gene Ontology annotation, biological process: translation; positive regulation of apoptotic signaling pathway. Lineage: Eukaryota; Metazoa; Arthropoda; Insecta; Hymenoptera; Formicidae. The record is from RefSeq and is a predicted model, not a curated record. The transcript has 4 exons. Gene Ontology annotation, cellular component: nucleus; cytosolic small ribosomal subunit. Bases 73 to 804 code for a protein of 243 amino acids. Gene Ontology annotation, molecular function: RNA binding; structural constituent of ribosome.
GUGGCGCUAAAAAGUCAUCGUUGUGAUGUGUGACGUUCUCUUCGAUUCUCUUCCUCUUUUGUAUAAAUCAUCAUGGAAAACCGAUCAAUUUCAAAAAAGCGAAAGUUUGUAGGAGACGGUGUCUUCAGAGCAGAACUGAAUGAGUUUCUGACUCGUGAACUCGCCGAGGAUGGAUACUCUGGUGUGGAAGUACGUGUGACUCCGAAUCGCACAGAAAUUAUUUUAUUGGCUACUCACACACAGAGUGUACUCGGUGAAAAAGGACGUCGAAUCAGAGAAUUAACAUCUGUGGUACAAAAACGUUUCAACUUCAAAGAACCUCAGAAUGUCGAGUUGUAUGCAGAAAAAGUUGCUACAAGAGGCUUGUGCGCCAUUGCACAGGCUGAGUCUCUGCGAUAUAAGCUGAUUGGAGGCCUCGCCGUGCGAAGAGCGUGUUACGGUGUUCUGCGCUUUAUCAUGGAAUCGGGUGCCAAGGGCUGUGAGGUUGUUGUUAGCGGAAAAUUACGUGGUCAGAGAGCGAAGUCGAUGAAGUUCGUUGACGGUCUCAUGAUUCAUUCUGGUGAACCUACAAAUGAAUACGUGAACACUGCUACGCGACACGUGCUUCUUCGACAAGGUGUAUUAGGGAUCAAGGUAAAAAUUAUGUUGCCUUGGGAUCCCAAUGGUAAGAGUGGUCCAAAGAAGCCUCUACCGGAUUACGUAUCAAUCGUAGAACCAAAAGAGGAACAACCACCGUCGGUCCCAAUUUCUGAGGUAAAACCAUCAAAAGACAUACCUCAACAACCUACUCCGCUUCCUGUGUAACAAUCGUUUGAAUAAAAAAGGUAAAUAGAGAAAAGA